AUUGGAGCAGCACCUUGUCUGGGUCAGUCCGACAGUCACACACAGAAACAUUAUUUCCCCCAAAUCUUUUCCCUCUCCUUUCCAUCUUCCAAUGGCACCGUCAAAGGGAGAAGAAGAAGCUUUGCGCCUCAAGGGUUUAGCAGAAUCCAAGCUCCAAACCUCAAACAACCCCAAAUCAGCUCUCAAAUACGCCAAGCGGGCCCAGCGUCUCUUCCCUGAACUCGAAGGCAUAUCGGAGAUGGUAACCUCUCUCACCAUCCUCUCCGCCACCGAUUGGUACACAGUCCUCGGCGUAGAGCCUUUCGCCAAUUCCAACGCCGUUCGGAAGCAGUACAAGAAGCUCUCCCUGCUCCUUCACCCCGACAAGAACAACACCCACGUGGCGGCGGCCUCUGAAGAAGCCUUCAAGCUCGUCGGCGAGGCAUUCCGCGUGCUCUCUGACAGUGCACUCAAGAAGGGCUAUGAUGCUGAGCUUCGGAAGAAGGAGGCUCCGACUUUCUGGACCGCGUGCUCCGCUUGCAGGCUGUUGCACCAGUUUGAGAGGAGGUAUGUGGGUCAUAGCCUUGUGUGUCCUAAUUGUAACAAGAGUUUUGAGGCUGUGGAAGCGGUUCUGAGUGAUGGGUCUUCUGAUGAGGGUGAGAAGGUGGGGGUGAGGAGGAAUGAGAAGAGGGAGGUGGUGCUUGGGGUUGCGGCACCGAAUGGGGUGAAAGGGAAAGUGGGUGGUGAAAAGGGCUUGAAGGGUAAAGUUGGAGAUGGUGAUGGUGUGGGAGAUGUUGGUGGUGGUGGUUCGAAGAAGAGAAUGCGUUCGGUUGGGGAUGUGUUGGAGAGGUCAAAGCCUAAGGGGAUUAUAACUGGGGAGGAAACGAUGACAUUGGCUGAGUUUCAGUCUCAAGUGAAGAGGAAGGUACAGCAAGAGAAGGUGAAGGAUAAGGAGGAGGAAUGGGGCAGAACUGAUAAGAGGAGCUCGAGGAAGAGAGUGGAAAAUAAGAGGGGUUUAGAGAUUGGUGAAGUGAGGACUUUGAAGCUUCCAAUCAAGGAGAAUGCUGUGAAGAGCAAGAGGGGUUCAGAGGUUGGGGAAGAGAGGAGUUUGAAGAAGAAUGUGAAGCUGGCAAUCAAGGAAAAGCCUGAGGCUUCUGGGAAGAGAAAGAGAUUGGAGCUUGAGGAGUGUGGGGAUGCUAAUGGAGGAGAGUUGGAGGUUAUGGCUGUAGUGGAUUCGGAUUUUUAUGAUUUUGACAAAGAUAGAGUGGAGAGGAGCUUUAAGAAAGGCCAAGUGUGGGCGGCGUAUGAUGAUGAUGAUGGAAUGCCCAGGCAUUAUGCCUUGAUUGAUGAAACUGUUUCAGCAAAUCCUUUUGAAGUGAGGAUAAGUUGGUUGGAUCUACAGAGUAAUGCGGAUGGAAAGAUAGUCAGCAGGGAGAAAAUGGGGUUUCACAUACCUUGUGGCAGAUUUAAAGUUGCCAGGAAGGAUUCCAUUAAUUCAGUAAAUAUCUUUUCUCAUGUUGUAGACUGUGACCGGGUAGCACGUGAGGUUUAUAAAAUUUAUCCCAGGAAGGGCUCUGUAUGGGCACUAUACGGUGAGGCAACUCUUGAUGCAGAUGGAAGACAUUUUGCAGAUGAGGGCAAGAGAUGCAAUGACAUUGUUGUAUUUUUGACAAAUUACAAUGAGAUGAAUGGUCUGAGCAUGGCAUAUCUUGAGAAGGUUGAUGGUUACAAGACAGUUUUUAAGAGACAAGAUACGGGGAGUCAUGCCAUUAGAUUUCUUGGUAAGGACAACAUGUGGUUAAUUUCUCAUCAGAUUCCCGCACGGAAAUCUCCUUGCAUUGAUGAGACUCCUGAACUCUUGGAAGACUGUUGGGAACUUGAUCCUGCUUCACUUCCUUCAUAUUUACUUACUAUCGGUGGCAUAGAUAAUUGAGGUUAGGAAAUCUUUUUCGUGAUGAGAUUCUGAGUUCCUUCAUAUAUACUUAAUAUUCGGUGGCUUAGAAAAAUCAGUAAAUGAGAACUAUUGUCCCGUAGAGAAAAUGAUCUUAUGAAACCCAACUGCUUUGUAAAUUUUGACUUUGUUAAAUUUGCAUAUUAAGGAAGAUGUACAUGAAUCAUCGUAUUCUGCUUUGAUCAAGUGUGCAUUUUUAUCUAUUUAUAUAACUCCACAAUGUAGUA
Lotus japonicus is the source of this 2157-nucleotide messenger RNA. RefSeq lists its product as uncharacterized. Lineage: Eukaryota; Viridiplantae; Streptophyta; Magnoliopsida; Fabales; Fabaceae. The coding region runs from base 92 to 1912 and encodes 606 amino acids. The transcript has a single exon. The record is from RefSeq and is a predicted model, not a curated record.